AGUUUUAUGUAUACUAUGUAUAAUGAAAUAGCUUCAUCCAGACAAAUGCAUUGUUAAAAAUGAAAGAUGAAAUUCGCUGUUAUUUUCAUAUUCCUGUAUAUUCACCAAAACAGCGGAAAGAAAAGUGAUGGGCAUAGUGGCCAGAAAAAGCAGUUUGUAAACUUUGGAGACGGCGGUGAUGAAGACUACGGGAAUUCUUUCUCAAAAGGCUAUGGUAGAGGAGGAGGGGGAGGGGGAGGAUACGACGAUGAUGAAAGUAUCUACGGUGGAGAGGAGGGUGGAAGCCGCAGUGAAGGAUACGAUAGCGGAAUGCAGUUAUCUGAGAAUGGAGCAGGUGGUUUAGGCUUUCAAGGCAAUGGUAUGGACAGCCUGAAUGCACUGCUAGGCUCCAAUCAGUUUGGUGGAUUAGGAGGAGGAGGAGGACAGGAAGGUCUAGGAGAUUUAAUCGGAGCUGGUGGAGACAACAGAGGAGGCCUUGCACAAUUUGCGUCGCCAAAUGACCAGUCCCAAUUUGAAGGUCAAAGUGACCAAUCUAUGUCAGCAUUAGGAGGUGGUUUUAGUCAAAUUGGGCGCGGUGAAUCGCUAUACAGCAGUAUGGAUGAUGGCAAUGACGUAAAUGAUGACAUUCUAUCUCCAUUUGAUGCAAAUUCCUUAGAAGGAAAAUUAGAGCAUAGUAUAAAUUUAGGUGAUAAUGUUAAUACGCCGGGCGUUGGACAAUUUGAUAUGAAUUCAUUUAGUGAUUAUGGUUAUAACCAUGGUAAAGCACAAUCGUCAUUUUUACAAGAGUUGCAAUCACCAAAGCAUAAACACAAGCAAGGCGAUGACAGGCAAGGCAUAGGAGGAGGAAAUGGUGAUGUACAAGAUCUUCUGACAAACGAACUUGGAGAACUCGACACUUCUGACGAGAAACUCCAAAAGAUGCUAGAAUCCGGAUUAAACUCAGAUAGUAAUUAUUCACCUGAUGGUGCAGGUGGUGGGGCCGGUGGAGGUGUAACCGCUGGAAGUAGUGGUAACACUGACACCUCCUUAAGCGCCCUACUCAAUCCACAGGGACAAAUGGACCAAAUGGACUCUCAGCCUUCCAACGCUCCUGAUGAGAUGCCAAAUGUAUUUGGUAGCAGCAGUAACCAGGAUACCACAAGCCAACAACAAAGCGCACUUAAUCAGUUAUCUGGCACAAUGUCCCAGCAAGCAAACCUUGGUUCAAUCCAGCCAGUCACAGUGCACGCUCAUGCAAGUGAUAAACCUGGAAGUUCAGCCAAAGAUGCACCGCCACCUGAAGAAUCGAGACAAACUGCACAACAAGUCCAAGAGACUGCUGCAAAACAACAUAAAACAAAAUUAUUAAAGUUAAAAAAUAGAUUAAAAUUAUUAAGACAAAAACUAACACAACUUGAAGAAGAGCAAGCAAAGAAAUCAACUAGCAAUAAAAACAACGAUCCUAAGACAGCUCGAAAUGAUGCCAUUAAGAAAUUGUUGAUCAAGAACUUAAAAUUAGCUGCAAUGAUUGCGUCCAAAGAAAUUCAAUUGGAAGAAGCAAAAGGAAGAGGUUUAGCAUAUUUAUCUGGGAAGAAAGAAAAUGAAGAGGAUACUCUAGACGAAGCAAAUCACAAUAAACAAGAACACGAGUUUUUAAAGUCUAAACCAUUAACAGAGUUAAGUAAAAAAGCCGAAGAAGAAGUGAAUCAUUUAAGUAGAAAUCCAGAUAUGGAGAAGUCAAAGACGAAUAAUAGCUCCAUCUUAAACUUUAUGAGUAACAAUAGAAAUAUAAAGAAUAAUACAAGUAACCAUAACACAACAAUAGAAGGGAGUAACACAUUUUUAAGACGGAUUAACGAAACGUUGCAAGUGUUGGAUAGAUCUUCGCCUGAAGUGCACACCAGGUCAACGUUGACAGCAAGUUCUAGAAGAUUCCUGAAGAAACUGCAAUCACAAAUUCAAUCCAUGUCAGCACCGCAAGCUCAAAUCGUGGAAGAAAAAGCCCUAGCAACUUUAUAUCGAGCUAUUAAAGCAAAAGCGGUCAAAGCGGCUAAAAGAAGGAUAGCACUGAAGCAGCAACUGGAGAGAACUAGGCUUCUUCGCAAACCUUUAAAACUAAAACAUGUGAAGCAGUAGUAAUAAUCAAUGGGAAUUGUUCCGCGACAAACUGAAAAAAAGUGCAAGAUUAUGAAGUUAGAAAGUCAUCCGUUGCUUCGCAGCUGUGGCUGGUGUUGAAAAAUCGAUAUGAAGAAUUUAAACAUUACGAAGAAUAUUUCAAGUCCGCCAGAGUUGAAAGGCAAAAUCGAUAGGAAUAUAACAGAAUCCCUUUCGGAUAUUCUGGACAAAAGCUUCAUUAUGGAGAAUGCAUGACUAUGUAUAUUUCAGAAAAACAAUUUUUUUUUGUUUUCUUUUAUCUAUGCAUUAUUAAAGAAUAGUUAUUAGUUUUUACACAAGAUCUAACCAUGGUCGCAUUUUGGGGGAGCUGUAUAUAUAAUGCUCCAACGCAAUGCUAAAAAAAAGCAGUUGAGUAGAACUUUCGGAACUUUUCAUGCAUUGCUGAAUUUGAAAGGCAAAAAUCAGUGUUUCGGCUGAACACGAAAAGAUUAUUCUACGCAGUGGUUCGCUGUUUUUUUUAUGUUAAUUAUUUCGUGCUCACGGUUCAGCAUGGUAAUGUAACAUUGUUGUCCCCUUUCUUAUGGAGCGAUAUUAUUUGCGUGGAUGUAUAAAUUCAAUUCUUAGUGUUAGCCAUCUUGUGUCUAUGUAAUUCUUCUCCUGUAUAUGAUUUUAUAUUACAAUCAAUAUAAACUUAAAUGUUAUGGGUUUUAAUAAAAA
Molecule: messenger RNA, 2811 nt
Organism: Hydractinia symbiolongicarpus
Lineage: Eukaryota; Metazoa; Cnidaria; Hydrozoa; Anthoathecata; Hydractiniidae
Product: aspartate, glycine, lysine and serine-rich protein-like
Exons: 10
Coding region: 67-2115 (682 amino acids)
Source: RefSeq, a predicted model, not a curated record